AUGUGCAACGCCGCGCAAGGAGACCCGGCCGCGGCCCCAGCCGCAAACGAGACCGUGAUUUUCGUGAUACCUCCCGACCGCGGGCACUUUGACUACACGGUCUUCAUCGCGGAGCGGCUCCACGGGCGCGGGUACGCCGUCGAAUACUGGUCGCCGAGCACAGCAGGGCCAAACGUACCCGCCUUCGCCUCGUUUCACCCCUUGCACGAGGCGGGCGACGACCGCUUCGACCGCUUCACGAGAGCCUACUGCACAGCGAGUGCGGCUAGCGGAGACACCUAUGAGGAGUCGCAGGGAAACAGCCGUGAGCGGCUGGAGGAGAACCUCGCUGCUACGUUCGAGGAUCCUGCGGCAGCCCUGCAUGGACUGCAAGGAACACGAGAGGCCCUGAUCGGAAUGAAGCAGCGCGUGCUCCAGAAGGAUGUGGCGCUGUGCGUCUACGACGGCGUCCACGUAUACUCUUGGAUGGGCGGGUUUUGUGCCGACCACGGCGUUCCGUCGCUGGCUCUCUGCCCGUCGCAGAUUUAUGUUCGGAAUCCAGAGGCGCAGGGGACGUUUUUGCCGAGCAACUUGACAGACGAGCCGGAGUACAGCCCGGUACGCGAGGACCUGGCGGCGGUCCCGCACCCCGUCCUCUACACUCUCCUGCCAGACCUCCUCGAGGGCUGCGAGAUCCCUGAAGGCCGGCGAAACGUCGGUCCUGUGCUGCCUAGUGACUUUGGCGUGACCGAGGCGCAGGCGGAGCGUUUUGUGGCAGGCGGGCUGCAGGCUUGGUGCGACGCCGAGGUCUCUCCCAUCGUCUACGUCAGCCUGGGGUCCAUGAUCCGGAGCGGACCUUUGGCGGCCAACAUCGCCAAGCGCUUGCUCCAGGCGAUCGCGGAGGGGCCAUGGCGGGUCCUGAUGGCCGUCGCACCGGAGCUCGUUGAGGGCUGCAUCGAUUCAUUGCCGCCAGGACGCGCCCGCGCAGAGGCGUGGGUGCCGCAGUCGGCGGUCCUGGCCCACCCCGCGGUCCAGGCCUUCGUCUCGCAUUGCGGAGCGACAUCCGUAAACGAGGCGGUGCUGCACGCGGUGCCAGUCAUCUGCGUCCCCUUCUUCGACGACCAGUUCUUCAACGCCGCCUCGGCAGUGGCCUCCGGGUUUGGGGUAGCACAGCUGCCCAAGCACAGCUUCACUGCGGAGGCCGUCUGCUCUGCCGUCCGCACCGCGGUGGAGAGCGAGGGUGCGCGGGCCAGCGUGCUGGCAGCCUCGGAGCGGCUGCGCGGCAUGCGCGGCCUCGCCGAGGUGGUGGCGGAGGCGGAGGCAGCCAUCGAGGCAGCGCAUGCCGUGCGGUGA
Molecule: messenger RNA, 1332 nt
Organism: Emiliania huxleyi CCMP1516
Lineage: Eukaryota; Haptophyta; Isochrysidales; Noelaerhabdaceae
Exons: 1
Coding region: 1-1332 (443 amino acids)
Molecular function (GO): UDP-glycosyltransferase activity
Source: RefSeq, a predicted model, not a curated record